Molecule: messenger RNA, 357 nt
Organism: Tauraco erythrolophus (red-crested turaco)
Lineage: Eukaryota; Metazoa; Chordata; Aves; Musophagiformes; Musophagidae
Source: RefSeq, a predicted model, not a curated record
AUGGUGGUGCUUUGUUUUCUGAGCAGAACACUGCAACUAGCAAGACGUUCAUCCAGUCCACUGGGGAGACAACUCUCUUCAGCCCGUGCAAAUAAGCCAGUGUUGACUUUAUUCACCAAGAAACCAUGCCCCCUAUGUGAUGAAGCAAAAGAAGUACUUGAGCCAUAUAAGAGAAGGUUUAUUUUGCAGGAGGUGGAUAUUACCCUUCCAGAGAACUCAGCGUGGUAUGAUAAAUACAAAUAUGACAUACCUGUUUUUCAUUUAAAUGGGAAGUUCCUAAUGAAGCAUCAAGUAGACAUUCAAAAGUUUGAGGACCAGCUUAUGAAGCUGGAGUUGCAAAAUGAUGCAAAACAGUGA